CUAAAGGCCAGACUGUGUGUGUACGUUGCAUGGAGAUUCCCCCUGCCCAGUUUGGGAAGAGGACUGAAAGGGGAGGGGAGACUUGCGGCCCAAACACGUUGCAAAGUAUCAGACCCGCCUGUCCCACAUCUCAGUAGUGAAUGUGCCGCAGCCCUGACGUACAGGGUGGGCUACACUCACCUACUGGCACUGUUACAGAGACACAAGGCAGUGGCGCAAUGGGAGCCGGCUGAGACCAUUACUGAGGGGCCAACGCUGGUCGGCUGCAAGCAGCUUCCCCCGGAAUAUAAGGUGCAAAAUGUAAAUUCUCCACUGAACCCCUGAAUCCUUCGUGAAUGAUUUGGACGCAUACUGAACCGCAUCUGAACCUUAAUUGCAAGGCAGGCCAUACAAGGGCUAAAGGGAGGGCUAAACAGGUCACACAGGCAGCACAGGGCGUAUGGGGACAGAAGCUCCACCGGCAGAAACAUGUGCCUGACACAAGUAUGGAGAUAUAUAAGCAAAGAACUGGAAUGAAUGAAAAGAGCAUCCAUUUUACACAGCCGGGAGGAAAGAAAACGCUGCUGUUCUGUUUCCUGGUUCUCUGUUGGUUUGUAUUGCUGGUCUGCGUAUCAUAUAUCUACAACUGCAUCAGGAGGGAUAACAUUGCCGUGAUAUCAGCCAUAAGGGAGCCCAUUGUCACAGAGCCCUUGUACCCUUAUCUUAUAGAGGAGCCAUUGAGAUGUAGAGGAGAAGCCCCAUUCUUAGUGCUGCUCAUCCCUUCCAUGCCCCAAGAUGUUCUUGUCAGGGACGCCCUGAGGAAGACUUGGGCCAAUGAAAGUUUAAUCCCUGGAAUCUCCAUCAAAAGGAUUUUCCUUCUGGGCAGGUCCUUUGUUAAUGACAUAGAAAUAUCGGUGGAACAAGAGAGUUCUACAUUCCAUGAUAUCGUCCAGCAGGAUUUCCUGGACACCUAUCGGAAUCUGACCGUCAAAACACUGAUGGGUAUAGAGUGGGUUAGCCGUCUCUGCCCCCGAGCCAGCUAUGUCAUGAAGGUGGACGCUGACAUGUUCUUCAACCCUUGGUUCCUGGUGAGGCAGAUCUUACAGCCGGAGAAGCCUCUCAAGCUGGCCUUUUUCACUGGACUGGUCAUUUCAGGAGCUUCACCCAGGAGAAAUAAAAAUAGCAAGUGGCAUAUAUUAUAUUCUGAGUACUCUAAAAAUAGUUACCCCACUUACUGUUCUGGCACGGGCUACGUCUUCUCUGGGGGUUUGGCCCCGCUCUUAUACAGACAGGCGAUGGAGCUGGCCAUCUUGCCCCUUGAGGAUGUCUUCUUGGGUCUCUGCUUGCAAAGAAUAGGGUUAUACAUAUCCCGGCCACAGCAAAACUGGUUUAACCUUGACAGGUUUGAGUACAAUGGAUGCCAGUUUGCCCGGCUGGUAACUGUCCACCAUUACAAGCCGCAUCAGUUACUAACACUGUGGCCUGAUUUCUUAAAGGCAGUGGAAACUUGCACAUGGUAGUAUAUUUAAAUAAAAUAAAUGAAACACA
Molecule: messenger RNA, 1527 nt
Organism: Xenopus tropicalis (tropical clawed frog)
Lineage: Eukaryota; Metazoa; Chordata; Amphibia; Anura; Pipidae
Gene: b3galt1l
Product: beta-1,3 galactosyltransferase 1 like gene 1
Exons: 5
Coding region: 336-1499 (387 amino acids)
Biological process (GO): glycoprotein biosynthetic process
Cellular component (GO): membrane; Golgi membrane
Molecular function (GO): hexosyltransferase activity
Source: RefSeq, a predicted model, not a curated record